GCUAAAGUUGCGAAUGCCCCUCCAUCGUAUGUAAAUGCGACGCUCAGGGUUCAACGAAAAGCAUAUCACCGCCAUAAAAGUUCCUACAAGAUGGCGUCGACAGAAGCAGGACCGUCGCCGGAAACCCAACAGCUCCAGUUUGAGCAGGGUGUAGCUAUCUCGCUACACCUAUGGCUCUCCCUAACAGUCGCGGUGCAAAACGGACUAGGCGGUUCCGACUCCGAGGACAAGCGCGACUGGUUCGCCGGUGCGAUCGUCGACAUGUUCCCCAGCUUCGUCGACCUCGCCAAGCCGCGCAAGCCUAGUCAGAAACCCCCCGCUGAGCCUGACGCUGAGGAUGUUGAAGCCACCCUGCUGCAGGUAAUGUGGGACGAGUUCGAGACGAAUGUCGACGAUGACUCCGAGGUUGAGGUGGCCGAGCGCAUCGUCAAGGUCCGCACUCAAUGCGCCGCCGGAGAUUUCGAAUUCAUCGAGGAAUUAAGGCGCAGAUGGCUGGCUACGAAGGGCAAAACAGUCAAGGUUCAGGAGGUGGAUGCCGAAGAUCAGGAGACCGACUGGGAGAGCGAGGACGACGAGGAUGAUGACGAUGACGAUGUUGAAAUGGAUGAAGCGCCUGCUCUAGUUGCAGCGCCUAAGGAGAAGACGCCUCCAGAGGUAGACGAGGACGGCUUUACAAAAGUUACACGAAAGAAGCGCUGAGCACAAUCAUGCCAUGUCAAAUUUUGAACUGCAGACUCUAGGUGAGUAGAGUUGCAGGUAAUGGCACAGCAAGUUCGAGAGGAAGUAUGCUUGAAAUGAUAUAAACAGAGCAGGCGAGGCGG
Messenger RNA from Daldinia loculata, 821 nucleotides. Its product is annotated as Pre-rRNA-processing protein TSR2-domain-containing protein. The record is from RefSeq and is a predicted model, not a curated record. The transcript has 2 exons. Gene Ontology annotation, biological process: maturation of SSU-rRNA from tricistronic rRNA transcript (SSU-rRNA, 5.8S rRNA, LSU-rRNA). NCBI's taxonomy places the organism in Eukaryota, Fungi, Ascomycota, Sordariomycetes, Xylariales, Hypoxylaceae. Gene Ontology annotation, cellular component: nucleus. Bases 91 to 699 code for a protein of 202 amino acids.